Messenger RNA from Cotesia congregata, 2245 nucleotides. NCBI's taxonomy places the organism in Eukaryota, Metazoa, Arthropoda, Insecta, Hymenoptera, Braconidae. The record is from the annotation of a GenBank genome assembly.
AACGAAUAUGGCGAAACUAAAACUAAUUUUGAUCCUAGCGGUGGUAAUCCUAAACUCCAAUUGCGAAGCAGCAACAGGUUUAGCGUCGAUAAACCAUAUCGGGCAGACUGUAAAGGACAUUGUAUCAACAAUCGGUAGAGUAGUUUCUAGCUUUAGAAAGCACCAUCGGCCGGUAACUGCCCAGAAGAACUACACGCGUUACCCAGUGUCGGACAACCUACAGUCGGUAAACUUAACAGAGCUCCCCGGUCAGAACAUUCAAGUGGAAAGAACCAUUCGACGGAUGAUGAAUAAUGUCAGAAAAAUAACUAACAAAAUACCGAAGUACACUGAGAGUAUAACAGAUACGUUGGACUCCAUGUUGGAAAUGGUGAUUGAUAAGUUAGAAAUUCAAAACGACGCGUCCCGAACGCGAGACGACGCGCUGGUGAAGAUCCAUAGAUACUCUGCAGCUAUCGACCGGUUCUAUGAAGACUUUAUAAAGUUUUCGCAGCCGAAACUCAAAGUGGCGCCCUUGACGAUCGAUGAAAUGGUUAGGUCGAUUUUUUCCUACAAGGAAAACAAACUUAUUAUGAGCGUACGGGAUUUGAGGAGUUACUUCGAGCGGAGAGAGGGCGCUUUUAUAUAUGAAGCGUUAUUCAAGUACUUCAAUAAUCCAAAGAAACUAACAUUUAAUAAAACAUGUGACUCUACCCUAUCACUCCAAGAAGAAAUAAAGAUGAUCUACAAUCUAGUAAUGGUUCAAGAAUUGAGAGCCUUUAUGAUGAUAGUCUUCUCCUAUAAAUACGAAGAACUAAUUCAGCCAGAAAAUAACAACAAUGCGAUGACGGUAUUGAUAACUCAUACAUUGGAGAGAAUGAGCAAAUACCUGCUCGCUAUCAAAGAGAUAACCGGAGCAGCUUCCCGCGAAAGAGUCAGAUGCGACCCACCGCAAUAUGAUCUAGACAUCAACUACUUCCGACUGGAUUAUUUGUUUGGUCUGUACUACCUCAACGAAAGACAAGUGACCACAGGAUGCGUUCAUAAGAUAACUCCGUUGCUAACAGACGAAUCCGAAGAGUUCAAUACUUUCAUGUAUCAACAAAAACCUAUUUAUAAACCACGGGCUUCUCAGAACAAUGUAAAAUAUUUGUCAGGUACAAAGUGGAGCAGUGUUGACAAAUUGCGGGUAAAAAGAGACAUUGAACCAACUGCGAUAAUUCGAAACAAAGUCCAGUGCUUAGACGAGACCCGUUUUAGCGAGAAUUUGCUGGUACCAAAGUACUGCCCGACUGAUAACAACAUGUGCAAUGGAAUUUUGCACCACUGCAAGGUUGUUCCAAGUGCGUCUUUUUGCGAAGCGGACAAGAGUUACGGAAGAAGGUACCAUUGGAUCAACAAUGGAACCGAUGAUAUUUCAAGCUUGAAUUGCGAUGGUAGCUUCGUAGAUACCAUGACAGUCACGACCUGCCAAAGUCUUCUGUGUCAAUGUUCUGAACAAGGAGCUAAAUCUUCUGCGACCAGAACUGUUAGUUUGAUGCCCCAGCAAGGCCACCUCCUGCCGGAGGGCAAGAUCGACAACUCAACGACAUCCUGGGUCCCACUUCCUGACCUAAUGUACUACAAGAACGUCCCAGAGGGUUCUUUCUGGCUGAAAAAGGACAACAGAGACUAUCCUCUGGUCUACGACAUGGACUACACCUUCCUGAAGCACGACAGGAUGACCCUGAACCUAGACGACGUGAUCGCGAGCCCAGGGUUCGUCGUCACCGGAGUGAGACUUAAUUACCAGUACGAUGUCCCAGACAACCGGACGACUGCAUUAGAGCUCCAGGUCCAUAUUACCCCCUACGACUACUACCAGGGACACCUGAAGCCUACGAGAAGCUACCCUUCGAAGUGGAUCAGCGUCCAGACUUCCGGCGAGCACUCUGGAGCCUAUCAGCGCUUCAGAAGAGAAGUUGAUCUUUCAAAUUCCGAUGAUCCGCUCAAGUCUCUGGAGAAUCUUAAUAUCUCCAGCCAGAACUUGUUCGUCAACUUCCAGAUGACUGAUUAUGAAAAAGACUUCGGGCAGCUCACUGUGCCGUACUUCGACUCUAGGGCUGCAGGUGUCGCUAGUCUCAGCGCUGUCAGUGGAGUGGGGAUAAUCCAUCGAGGUGGAAAAGGUUACGGAGGGUUCUUGGCUCCUAAACUCGUUAAUGUUGAUCAUGCUAGGUAUAUUGAUUUUGAUCUGAAUCUACAACAGAUUCAGCACUUUACUUCUUUU